UGACACGUGAAUAUAUUUUGAAUGUAUUCUAUAAAUGCAUGUCGAUAGGAUUAUAAUGUAAAAGGAGCGAGUCCGAGGCUAACCUUAAAGGGAAAGCAUCCCACUUUGAUUUUGCAUCACUAAGCGUCAGUCCCCUACUAACAAAGAUAAUAGAACCUACCAUAGUAGAAAUUCUGCUGCUUUCUAAUCGCUGACUUAUUCGAUACGAGAUAUAAUCGGCGAUAUACUACAUAAUGUCAAGUAUAUUAGGUACUUUUUCUAGGUAUAUAAACAAACACACGCGACGAUAUGAAAUAUGAUUAAGUAACGAAGUGAACCAACCGCCUAUGACUUUGCGACGUUUAGCUACUUUUGCUAGACUUCGUCUCGUUAGAAAUUAUCAUCAAGCUCUAAUCGGAAUUCGUCCUCGGCCGCUAUCCUUUUCGCGACAUAACCUCGUGUACCGCAUCCAUCUCGUCGCCGCUAAUAUGUCGUCUACCGACACGUCUUCGCCGAGCGAUCCCCUAGCAGCCUCUAGCAGCAGUUCCAAGGAUAUCGCCACGAUCUCGAAAGAAAGGCAGGAUGAGGAGACGAAGCAGGAAAAAGACGAAGAGAAACUUCCCCCCCUCAAGGGAGCUGAGUUCCGCGCCUACAAUCGUUUAGCUGAGCACAUGGAUCUAUUCCACGCCCAUUUCCGUACGGCGUGGAAUACGCUAUGGGCGGCGGCUUGCGCGGGGAACGGUAGCAAAAACAAAUCGUCGUCGCGAGCUGGACGGUCUAUCAUUAACGACGGAUUAGCCUUCGUGGCUCAACUCGAAGUGCACCACAACAUCGAGGAAACAUACAUAUUCCCUAUACUGGCUCGGCGGAUGCCCGAGUUUCGAAACGACGGGAAGGGUGGUAAGAACGCGGCAGAGCUGUUGCGACAACACCGCGAGAUUCACGACGGCAUGGAGGGUAUGCGCAAGUACCUCAGGGGUUGUCGCGACGGCGAGCAGGAUCUAGACAUGGGAACGCUAAAAGCACAAAUGGAGGGCUGGGGAGCUAUACUCUGGACCCAUCUCGAUCAAGAGGUUGCGACGCUAGGUGCUGAGAACAUGAGGAAGUAUUGGACCGCCGAGGAAAUCAGGCGGAUACCUAUGUAGAUAAAGGGCGAAUGCCGAGUCGAAUAUCGAGUAGAGAGCAGGUCAGGCCGGAGUGGAUUGAAUAUAUCUGCGAUAGUACUGGUAGAGGUAGAGGUAGAGAUAUUAUGAUACCAAAGUUAGACUGAGACAGGGAGAAAUCAUUGCUACAGCCUACAUAGACAACCAACAUGCCAGUAAUAUAUUUAUUGCCUAUACUUUCUUUCACCAUUUUAGCCUUAAUUCUAUCAUAUAAUGUACCUAUAUAAAGU
Daldinia vernicosa is the source of this 1372-nucleotide messenger RNA. RefSeq lists its product as uncharacterized. NCBI's taxonomy places the organism in Eukaryota, Fungi, Ascomycota, Sordariomycetes, Xylariales, Hypoxylaceae. The coding region runs from base 327 to 1124 and encodes 265 amino acids. The record is from RefSeq and is a predicted model, not a curated record. The transcript has a single exon.